AUGACAUCUCAACAGUUCAAAUGUACAAUAUGCACUAAAGACAUUGAUUGCUCGGUUAAACCUAAAGUUAUUGAGAAUAAUAUCUGUUGCAGUGAUUGCAUUAAAUCCCCGAAUUCUAACAACAAAAUACCACUAAAACCACAAAACACAGCUGCUUCCAGUAAUAAACCACAUCGCGAAGAAAGUAAUAAGACACCAACUUGGAUAAUUAAAAAUGGACGCGCACCUCCGCUUGUUACUGAUCAUCCUAAUUCUGUUGAGUUUGUAGAACCUGACGUACAUUCCAUAAUUGCAGAGGCCGAUAACAUAUUUCAUGAUUUGAGAAAAGAUAUGAAUAUUGUUGUAUGUGGUCCACCAAGGGCUGGAAAAAGCACAUUAAUUAACGACAUAUGCGGACGAGAAGUUUGUAGAACUGGUGCUGGUCUUGCUUCUAUCACAUAUAACUAUGAUAAACUAUUACCAAGAUAUAUUACUGAUUUACCAAGAGAAGACAACGGCGUAAAGUUUUGUGCUAACAUUGGUUUGACUAUUGCUAUCAAUAGCCAACGAUUUAAAACCGAUGACGGUGAAAAAUCUGUAAGCGGUGUUAACGAACUUAUCAAUGGCGUUAUGGAAUCAUUAGUUGAUGAAAAAUUAGUAGAAUGGCUCUUAGUCGUCCUGGAAAAUAAAGGUUUUUUGGAUAAACACUUGAAACUAGGUCGCAUCGGACGUUUCACUUCGAGAAAUUUCAGACGUAUGAAAAACAAAAGUUUCAUAUAA
Messenger RNA from Adineta ricciae, 759 nucleotides. Lineage: Eukaryota; Metazoa; Rotifera; Eurotatoria; Adinetida; Adinetidae. The record is from the annotation of a GenBank genome assembly.